Trichoderma asperellum CBS 433.97 is the source of this 3756-nucleotide messenger RNA. RefSeq lists its product as uncharacterized. Lineage: Eukaryota; Fungi; Ascomycota; Sordariomycetes; Hypocreales; Hypocreaceae. Gene Ontology annotation, molecular function: ATP binding; helicase activity; RNA binding. Gene Ontology annotation, cellular component: intracellular anatomical structure; nucleolus. Gene Ontology annotation, biological process: maturation of SSU-rRNA from tricistronic rRNA transcript (SSU-rRNA, 5.8S rRNA, LSU-rRNA). The record is from RefSeq and is a predicted model, not a curated record.
AUGGCUAAAUUCGUGCCACGGCAGAGAAAGCACAGGGUGCUGGCUCGCGAACGAGCCAAAGAAAAUGCUCGCCAUGAAGUCGAAGACACCAACCAGGAAAUCUUGCCGGCUGCGAAAAAGGACCUGGAGGAGAAGAAGGCUCGCAUGAAGGAGCAGCUGAAACAAGAUGGCGUGAAAAUGAGCGGCAAGAAGGCGAAGCGCCUUGAGAAAUAUAUCGAUAACAAGCUCCGAAAAGACGAAAACCGAGAAUUGCUUGCGAAGCUAGCCGAGAGAAAGAUUGAUACGAGCCUGUUUUCGAGCAGCAGAUCUCUUGGACAGGGACGCGAAACGAAGAAACAGGCAUUGACUCGUGCGCUGAGAGAGCACAGAGCUGGAGUUGAUCCCACGUCGUCGGCAGAGACUCUCCUUUUCGAACAGCGGCCAGAAGUUGAUGAAGAUGAGAGAGAAGACGAAGAUGAUGCGAAUAUGUCGGAUGACGAGGCUGCACCUGCUGCCGCACCAAAAACUGAAACCGAGUCCACAAAAGCGGCUGUUCAGCCGACUCAAGAAGCGACAGUGGCGGCGACACCGGCAGUUUCUGUUGGAUCUGGCCUCAAACGAGCGCUCGAACUAGAUGAUGAAGGCCGACCAGUACUUCAGAAGCGACAAAAGAGAGGUGGCCUGAAGUCAAAAAUCUCUCUUGUCGCGAGUCAACAGCCAGCUUCAGAAGAAUCAGAGGAUGACGACGAAUGGAACGGGCUCAGCGGAGAUGAGAAAGAGGAAGCCGAUGAAGACGAUGAAGACGAGUCUGACGAAAAUUCCGAAGAUAAUUCGAGCGAGGACUCCGAAGAAGAUGAAUCCGAAUCCGAAGAAGAAACAAGCGAAGACGAGGUGAUGGAUGAAGAGCAAAAGAGCCACAGGUCGUCUUCUUUCAAGGCAUGGGCCCAUCAGCAGAUAAACGAGGCACAAGGAUACCAACCAGUGGACGCAGCUUCGUCUGUACUGGAGAUACCCAAGCCCGAAAACUUCGUCCCUAGGGCUCCCGAGCAAGAUCCGCUACCAAUGGAAUUACAAGUAACCGAAAAGACCUUAAGAAAAGUCUUUAGUGUAGGCGUUGUCCGAACGCCUGAGAUUCAAGAGGCUCGAAUGAAGCUCCCGGUUGUCUCUGAGGAGCAGAGGCUCAUGGAAGCAAUUCACAACCAUGACAUUGUCGUAAUAUGCGGUUCUACCGGUUCCGGAAAGACGACGCAGGUACCCCAAUUCUUGUACGAAGCAGGCUAUGGGUCUCCCGAUUCUCCAACACCAGGCAUGAUUGGCGUCACCCAGCCUCGUAGGGUUGCUGCUGUCAGUAUGUCUAAGCGAGUGGCGGACGAACUGGGAGAUCAUUCCAGCGCAGUGGCUUAUCAAAUCCGAUUCGAGGGCAACGUUGACGCAAAGACGGCCAUCAAGUUCAUGACUGAUGGUGUGUUGCUUCGAGAAGUUGCGCAAGAUAUCACUCUGCGAAAGUAUUCGGCUAUCGUUAUCGACGAGGCUCACGAGAGAAGCGUCAAUACCGACAUCUUAAUUGGUAUGCUCAGUCGAGUCAUUAAGCUGAGGACCGAAUUGUCGCAAGAGGACCCAACGAUCAAGCCUUUGAAACUCAUCAUCAUGUCUGCCACGCUACGGAUAGAAGAUAUGACCAUGAAUCCGACUCUCUUCCCAACACCACCCCCUGUUGUGGAGGUUGAAGGACGCCAGCAUCCAGUGACUAUUCACUUUGCACGUCGCACGCACUCUGACUACGUAGAAGAAGCAUUUAAAAAGAUUUGCAGAGGCCAUAAAAAGCUACCACCUGGUGGAUUUUUGGUCUUCUUAACUGGCCGCAACGAGAUUUUGCAGCUGAGCAAGAAGUUAAAGGCUGCUUUUGGAGGACCAAGGUCAGCUGAAGGCCCCAAGGUGCAGAUAUCGGCGACCGAAGCACCAGUUGAAGUCGAAGAUCUCGAAUUUGGCGAUGUUGAUGCCCACGAUUUUGACGACGACAUAGACGGCAUCGAAUCUGAUGACGAAGGAGAAGGAGAAGACGAAUUCAAGAUUGACGAAGAAGAUGAAGUUGUUCCCCUCAAGAUGCAGAUACUGCCUCUCUACUCGUUACUUCCUGUCAAAGAGCAGCUGAGGGUUUUUGAAGACGUUCCAGAAGGAACUCGAAAAGUCAUAUUGGCAACCAACGUUGCAGAAACCAGUUUGACCAUUCCUGGUAUGCGAUUUGUUUUCGACUGCGGACGCUCAAAGGAAAGGAACUAUGACCGUCUCAGUGGUGUCCAAAGCUACGAGAUUGGCUGGAUUAGCAAAGCUAGCGCUAGCCAGCGAUCUGGUCGUGCUGGACGUACCGGACCUGGUCACUGCUAUCGACUCUACUCAUCGGCUGUCUAUGAGAGAGACUUCCAAGAGUUCUCAGAUCCCGAAUUACUCCGUACACCUAUCGAAGGCAUUGUGUUGCAGCUCAAAGCCAUGAACUUGCAGAACGUCGUCAACUUCCCCUUCCCAACGCCUCCCGACCGACAGAUGCUUGCCAGGGCUGAAAAAUUACUUACAUAUCUUUCUGCCAUAUCCCCUAGCGGACAAGUUACAAAGGUUGGAACAACAAUGUCCAUGUUCCCCCUAUCGCCUCGAUUUGCAAGGAUUCUGCUCGUGGGACAUCUCCACAACUGCCUGCCCUAUACCAUUGCUCUGGUAGCUGGACUGUCCGCAGCGGAAGUCUAUCUCUCGGAGAGUCAAGCAAUCCCGGCUCUGGCUGCUAAAGAGGACACCGAGAUUCGUACUGCAGAAGAUGUGAUUGCCGAGGAUCGCCAAGCCAAUGCCAGACGACUAUUCAACCAGGUUCAGAAGAAUUUCUGCUUCUUGGAUGACAAAUCUGACGCUAUUAAGCUGCUGCAGGUGGUAGGCGAGUAUGCGCAUGAACCGACUGAGAAGUGGUGCGAGGCUCAUUUCGUCCGCUUCAAGGUCCUCAAGGAGAUUCAACAGCUGCGGAAACAAAUCACAGACCUGCUGCGCACAAACAUUCCUUCGUUCGCGGCGCUCAAGUACCAGGACAAGCUAGAUCCCCCAUCACCAAAGCAGGUCAGUGCUUUGAAGCAAAUGACUGCAGCUGGCUUCUUGGAUCAAGUGGCUAUCCGCGCUGAUCUGGCACCCAAUCCGCCCGAGCAGUUCAGAAAGCCACGCCGAGCUAUCGAUGUGCCAUAUAUACCCCUUAUUCCUUUACACAGACCCGGCAGCGGCGAAGAUCCAUGCGUUUAUAUCCACCCUGCCUCUUCUCUUGCACACGUCAGCAUCCAGGAAUGCCCCGAGUAUAUCGUUUAUGCCUUCCUCCAGCGAGCCACGCCUUCUGGUGCACUUGAUUCGGAAAAGAAGCCUAAGACGAGAAUGCAUGCUCUUACCGACGUGACAGGUGGACAACUGGCAGGACUGGCAAAGGGAACGCCGCUGAUUAGCUAUGGAAAGCCAAUCAAAGAGGUGAAGGCGCAGUCGUUGGGAGCAGAUGGUGCCAUGACGAGGGAAUGCUGGGUCGUACCAUACUUGAGGGCGGAGAAUACUGCAGGACAGGGAUGGCCUCUGCCGGCGCAGAAGGUGAAGCAGAAGAAACUAGCGGGUAAGGGAUGGGUUGUUGAGUGAAGUUGAAUAGUAUAUAUAUCACAUAAUGGCGUUGUUGGAUGGGUUAGAAUGAACAAAAGUAAUAGAUAUAUAAAUUACUGACGAUAUUAUGCUACUUGCACUUCUACCGGCUUGCUUCCAAUACACGAC